Molecule: messenger RNA, 387 nt
Organism: Trypanosoma theileri
Lineage: Eukaryota; Euglenozoa; Kinetoplastea; Trypanosomatida; Trypanosomatidae
Product: zinc-finger protein Lsd1
Exons: 1
Coding region: 1-387 (128 amino acids)
Source: RefSeq, a predicted model, not a curated record
AUGCCCCACCAGCCACAGUCCACUGGUCAGAUCAUCUGUCAAGGCUGCCAUGUCACUUUGGCUUAUCCAAUAGGCGCCCCAUCUGUGCGUUGUCCAAUGUGUACAACAAUUACACCCGUACAGCAGUUUAGUGUUACUUGUGUGUGUUGUCGUUGUAUUCUCAUUUUACCACAAAAUACAAGUCUCGCUAUGUGUCCACGGUGUCGUACAGUGAUGAGUAUUCCAGCCGCUAUUCGUGAGGGUUUAUCUAAUCAUCCACCACCAAAACAAUGUGUGUAUAUUGAUCGACCAGCUUUUGAUAAAUCCGGCCGCAGUGUCGCUCAUCUCUCCGUUGGCACCAAGUUGGAUGAUGAUAGCAAUGUACCUGAUAUACCCAAACGAAAAUAA